UCUGCUCCUGCUGCAGCCGCGGCUCCCACUACGGUCGUGGCCCCACUCGGCGCGGCUGUCCGAGCCACGCGCCCGCAGCGCCCGCAGCGCCUGCAGCGCCCACUGCUCUGGGGCCCAUGUACUGGAAGCAUGAGAGCGCCGCCCCGGCGCUCCCCGAGGGCUGCCGGCUGCCUGCCGAAGGCGGCCCGGCCGCCGACCAGGUGAUGGCCCAGCCAGGGUCCGGCUGCAAAGCGACCACCCGCUGUCUGGAAGGGACUGCGCCUCCCGCCAUGGCUCAGUCGGACUCCGAGGCGCUGGCAGGCGCUCUGGACAAGGACGAGGGUCGGGCCUCCCCUUGCACGCCCAGCACACCGUCUGUUUGCUCGCCACCCUCUGCCGCCUCCUCCGUGCCGUCUGCCGGCAAGAACAUCUGCUCCAGCUGUGGCCUGGAGAUCCUGGACCGAUAUCUGCUCAAGGUCAACAACCUCAUCUGGCACGUGCGGUGUCUCGAGUGCUCCGUGUGUCGCACGUCGUUGAGGCAGCAGAACAGCUGCUACAUCAAGAACAAGGAAAUCUUCUGCAAGAUGGACUACUUCAGCCGAUUUGGGACCAAGUGCGCCCGCUGCGGCCGGCAGAUAUACGCCAGCGACUGGGUGCGGCGGGCACGUGGCAAUGCCUAUCACCUGGCCUGCUUUGCCUGCUUCUCUUGCAAACGCCAGCUGUCCACCGGCGAGGAGUUUGGCCUGGUGGAGGAGAAGGUGCUGUGCCGCAUCCACUACGACACCAUGAUCGAGAACCUCAAAAGGGCCGCCGAGAACGGGAACGGCCUCACGUUGGAGGGGGCAGUGCCCUCGGAACAGGACAGUCAACCCAAGCCGGCCAAGCGCGCACGAACAUCCUUCACCGCCGAGCAGCUGCAGGUUAUGCAGGCGCAGUUCGCGCAGGACAACAAUCCCGACGCGCAGACGCUGCAGAAGUUGGCGGACAUGACGGGCCUCAGCCGGAGGGUCAUCCAGGUGUGGUUUCAAAACUGCCGGGCACGGCAUAAAAAGCACACGCCGCAGCAUCCGGUGCCGCCCUCGGGGGCGCCGCCCUCUCGCCUCCCCUCCGCCCUGUCCGAGGACAUCCACUACUCCCCGUUCAGCAGCCCCGAGCGGGCGCGCAUGGUCACCCUGCACGGCUACAUCGAGAGUCAGGUACAGUGCGGGCAGGUGCACUGCCGGCUGCCUUACACCGCACCCCCUGUCCACCUCAAAGCGGAUAUGGAUGGGCCGCUCUCCAACCGGGGUGAGAAGGUUAUCCUUUUCCAGUACUAACACUGCCAACACUUCCGCAUCUGUCCACGGGCACCUGCCAGCUGCCCCUCAGCCGCUGACCUCCAGCGUCCGAGCCAUGGCCGGGGAUCCAGCUGCCUCUGCAUCCACCCCGCCCUCCGUCCUGCCCACCACCAGUUCGGCCCCCCAGGCCUGGCCUUCCCCUCUCCUGCUGAGAUCCAGAACCCACCAGGAGCAUCGCUGUCCUCUUGGAAGGCAGACCACCCUGAGAUUUGGACUCAGGGUGCCAGCAACAGCCUGUGUUUUCCAUUUACAUGAGAAUCAUCUUCAACUGAAGCCCAUCACAAUAGCAAAAAGGCAAAAUGGAAUCAUACAACACCAACAGGCUUCUGGUUUACAGGUUUUCUUC
This is a messenger RNA of Ochotona curzoniae (black-lipped pika), 1662 nucleotides long. It is a transcript of the gene LHX6, whose product is annotated as LIM homeobox 6. The transcript is spliced from 10 exons. The record is from RefSeq and is a predicted model, not a curated record. Gene Ontology annotation, molecular function: DNA-binding transcription factor activity, RNA polymerase II-specific; RNA polymerase II transcription regulatory region sequence-specific DNA binding. The coding region runs from base 117 to 1295 and encodes 392 amino acids. NCBI's taxonomy places the organism in Eukaryota, Metazoa, Chordata, Mammalia, Lagomorpha, Ochotonidae. Gene Ontology annotation, cellular component: nucleus. Gene Ontology annotation, biological process: regulation of transcription by RNA polymerase II; neuron differentiation; forebrain neuron development.